This is a messenger RNA of Pleurotus ostreatus (oyster mushroom), 1944 nucleotides long. It is a transcript of the gene RAD17, whose product is annotated as Cell cycle checkpoint protein rad17. Gene Ontology annotation, biological process: DNA repair; DNA damage checkpoint signaling; mitotic DNA replication checkpoint signaling. The coding region runs from base 1 to 1944 and encodes 647 amino acids. The transcript is spliced from 10 exons. Lineage: Eukaryota; Fungi; Basidiomycota; Agaricomycetes; Agaricales; Pleurotaceae. The record is from RefSeq and is a predicted model, not a curated record. Gene Ontology annotation, molecular function: chromatin binding.
AUGUCUGCAAAACUAAGCCAGCCAAAGAAACUCCCGAAAAAACGCAAUGUUCUUCAACUCGACUCGCAGCCAGCUCCCCCGACGCGACGCGUAAACCCCCUUACCGCGUUCUCGUCCCAGCCCACUGCUUCAAGCAGCCAGCCCAAAUCAACGAUGCCGCCACCAUUGCAAAUUCAAUUUAAGAAUUCAAAGGGGAAAGGCAAGGCAGUAUCACUCGUAUCGAAGCGAGACGUUCCCACUGAUUCACUUUGGGUGGAUAUCUACGAACCCUGCUCAGAGGCCGAAUUAGCUGUUCACCCAAAGAAGGUAGAGGAGGUGAGGCGCUGGUUCUGCGAAGCCUUUGAGGGAGGUCCUUCUGGCAAACUGCGCAAAUACCGAAAGAUCCUGGCGUUGUCUGGCCCCGCAGGGGCAGCGAAGACUGCCACUUUACGCGUCUUAUCCCGCGAAAUGGGUUUCAGUAUUACCGAAUGGCGUAGCUCCUUCGAAGACCAAUACCGAGCCUACGGUGGCGACGACGACUACGAAACCCUUUUCACAAAGUUCCAGAACUUCAUGAGCAGGGCGACAACGUGCACCAGCAGUCUCUUCCCCUCGACCGGCGGUGCCGAGCGGCAGGUCAUCCUGCUCGAGGACCUGCCCAACAUUCUGCACCAAGACACGCAGGCCAAGUUCCACGCGCUGCUCGAAUCGCUCCUCGACCUGCCGCGUUCGACGCCUAUUGUCAUGAUCCUCAGUGACGCGGGCGUGCGGAGCGAAACGGGGGAUGACGAGGGUGGCAGCUGGCGCAGGAACACGAGCAGCGCCGUCGACGUGCGCUCCGCCAUCCCCAAAUCCCUGCUGGCCGGCCCAUACGUCACACAUAUCGCAUUCAACCGCAUCGCACCGACGCUUAUGCGCAAAGCCCUGCACGCCAUGCUCAACACCCAUUUCGCCGGCUUGACCGCCGCGCCGCCGUCCAAAGAGGCACUGGAUCUCAUCGUUGAGUCCGUUAAUGGAGACAUCCGCAGUGCAAUUAUGGCUCUGCAGUUCGCGUGCGUCGUGGACGCACCUGCGAGCAAAAAGGGCCGGGCCAAAACUGGGCGUGGGACGUCGACACGGGCCAUGCUGGAGGUUAUAACUAAGCGGGAGAAUAGCUUGGUGCUGUUCCAUCUGCUCGGCAAGAUCCUGUACAACAAAAGGAAAGGAGAUCCCCCGAACGCGUCGGCUAGUGCGAAAGAUAUCCAGCGGGAGAAGGACUCAGACCUCAAGAUCAAAGACCCCCCGCGUCUCCCUCCGUUCUUCCAAGAGCACGACAGAGCGGCUAGUCGCGUCGACGUCGACAUGCUCUACGCCGAUUCGCCUAUCGACGCGUCUCUGCUCUCCCUGUACAUCCACCAAAACUACCCGCAGUUCUGCGACGACGUCGAGGAAUGCGCGGAUAUCGCGGAGUGGAUGAGCUGGGUCGACUGGAGCGGCGGCGAAGCGUGGUAUCAAGCAAACCCCCACCGGUUCCAUCUGCUGACACUGGGGACCUUGCAUUCUCUGCCAACGCCCGUCACGCGGAGGUCUCAGAAGUUCUACAAGCCCGCGUACUUCGAGCAGCUGAAGCGCGAGCGGGAUACCGGUUGUGCAGUCGCCGACGUGCAGGGAUGGCUGGCUGACGGGCCUCACAAUCACAGUACCCGCGCGUUGAGCAAGGCCGUCAUUGCGACCGAGCUUGGGGCCGUUCUCAAGACGCGGACGGCGCCGCGCUCGCACCAGCUAUUUACGCACAUGCCAUUCAGUUAUGGUAACGAUGACUUGCAGCUUUUGGAGGAAAGUGAUGUUCUUUCACAGCAUACUCACAAUGAUGAAGCCGAGUGGGCAGAAAGCCAUGCAAAGGAUUUCAGAGGCGGAGAGGGUGCGGAUGAUGAGGUGAAUCCUAAUGGUGGAUGGUUGGAAGGCGAUGACAUUGAGGAGUUCUGA